Messenger RNA from Triplophysa dalaica, 6994 nucleotides. RefSeq names its product histone-lysine N-methyltransferase ASH1L-like. Bases 309 to 5990 code for a protein of 1893 amino acids. The transcript has 16 exons. Lineage: Eukaryota; Metazoa; Chordata; Actinopteri; Cypriniformes; Nemacheilidae. Gene Ontology annotation, molecular function: protein binding; DNA binding. The record is from RefSeq and is a predicted model, not a curated record.
GGCGUGAGUAUCGAAUGGUGUUGCACAAUGUUCAUCUUCAUGGGUCCUUCGCGCAGCGGACACGCAACAUCCCUCCAUUUACCGUCUCAUCUCGUUGCGCACACUUGUAAAUUAGCUGCUCCCUCUUCUACGAUACAUCUGCUUUGCGGCUCGGCCCCUUCCAAUUCAAGUGAGAUUGUAGAAGAGUAUGAAAUGAGACCAAAAACCCUUCUGGUGAACUGAACGGUGAAUAAAGACAAACCUUUGCCUGGAAGUUGGUUUUGACACAAGUACUUUAAUCAGCUUGCAUCUGUCACUUAUAUGUUCAAAUGGAUAAGAAAAAACAGAAGACAGCACCAAGCCUAGAGAGAGAUAAACAUAAAAAGAAAGAAGAUAUAAAGAAGAUGAGAAAAACCAACGAGGCUGAAGCAGAAGUUUCUUCAAAGAGCACUAAAAGUGAAUCUCAGCUGCAGACCAGGCAGGACGAGGUAACACUUAUGAAGUCUGAUCAGUCAGAGGCAAAUGGAAGAAUGAAAAUAGGGUUCGUAGCAAAACGAACCAAGAAGCCCCCAAAGAGCCUUGAGAACUUCAUAUGCAGACCGACCGCUAGGAUCUCUCAGAGACUUUCACACGGAGAUGGCCAAAGCUCAUGUGGAGGUGAUCGGUCCAGUUCUGACAUCACAGGGGCCAUACAGUCAUGUCAGGAGAGUCAGAAAAAAGACAGUUAUGACUGCAUUUCUUCAAAUGCCUCAAUAACAGCACUUUCUACUCCAUCCAAAAUGGUUGAGUCGACACUUUUAUGUCCGCUUUCUAAAAAGACAAAACAGACAAAGAAGACCGAUUCAAAGUCAUUAUUGACACCAGAUGGGCCCUCAUAUGCAGCUCAACCACAGACCGAUAGCAAAGUACCCCUUUCUGACAGAAUAACCUCAUCUACCCCACUGAAGCAGACACAUUCACCUCCAGCUGCUCAUUCUCCACCAUCCUCACUUCAACAGAACUCCAGCCCACACAAUGGAACCCAGGUUUUUAAUGUUCAAAAGGGGAAGGGGGAAGAUCUUCCAACCGGAGCAACAACUACUGUCUCCCUACCAUCACAAAAUUCAAAAGAUACAAGGCUGAAAGCUCACACAUCUCAGCAGUCAUCUUCCAGUAUUCAAAAUGAGGCUGAACACUCAUUUUGUUGCAGUGAGAAUUCAAAGUCCUCAAAGCCAAAAAAAAAAUGUAAGACCUCUAAAUUCAGGGACAGUAAUGUUGAUAAAUGUUUGAAUGCAAGUGUGAAAGAGGACAGCAAACAGGGUGGAGAUUCUACUGAUAAAACAAGUAAAGAAAAUGAAUCGGCGCAUCAGCCAAGUCCUUCUAUAAAAACACCAGCAGUCCUUCCGGCUUCAAAUACAUCUGCUGGUUUAUCAGAUCACGAGAGCUGCACUUCACAGCGACUUGAGAGUAAAGGAAGGAACAAGAAACAUAAUAAAGGUGGAGACAUAGAUGACAACAGAAAAUGGACCUUGGAACCUACCAAAACAAUCCCUGUUGUUGUCCAUUCAAAGGAUACCAGUAGUGUGGGACAUAUAAUUGACAAAAAGAGAGUAAGACACAGUUCAGACCAUGAAGAAAAUAUGCAGUGUUCCUCUCUAAUUAGCAGCAGUGCUGAAUCUCAGUAUAAUACCUCCAUUCGUUCCACAGAUCAAAUCUCAGAUGAGACUCAUUUACACCCCAAACAAUUCACUGACCCAGACAAGAAACUAAAAGUCGUUCCAAUGACUAAGGUGGCAAAUCAAGUGGAAAAGAUGGAUCUGGUGGAGAAUGGUGGUUCCACUGCUUGUAAAACUGUUUCUCAAACAGCUAAUCUUAGUAAAAUAUCUGCCUUUAGGUCUUCAAAGACAUCACCACAGUCGAAACCAAGACCAGCAGGACGACCUCCUAAAUCGAAACAACUCCAAAAUCCAUCACCCAGAUCAGACAUCUCAUCCCCAGAGCCCCAGACCAAGAAAAGGGGUCGUCCAAAAAUGAUCAGGUUGGAUGAAUCUCCUCAGGGAAGUGGGUCUCAUAAGUCUUUAUCUAAGUCUCCCAUCAUUGAACACAUGAAUGUUCAUCAUCCUGAGGUUGACCUUAAACUUCAAAAGCCUGUACGAAGAAAACGAGGUCGGCCCAGACUUUCCUUCUCUGUCAAGCCACAGAGAUCCCAGUCCCUGGUCUCUGAGUCUGUGAAGAAGAGUGCUGAAGACAAUCUCAAACCCCCCUUGUCAAAGACUAAAGAUGCCCGAAUUUGCCGGAAACGAAACAAGUUGAUAAUGAAGACAAUUAUCAAAAAUAUAAAUAAAAUGAGAAUGAAGAAACGAGAUGAAGUGCUUACGCACCUUGUUUCCGGGCAAAAACAAUCCUCCAAAGCGGAUAUUUCUCAGAAAGGCAAUGAAGGAGAGGUAGACUGUUCAGUUUCAGAUCCUACCCAGUCUUUAUCCUCACUUGUGACGUCUUUUGGGGGUAAACUCGGUCCACAAAUUAAUGUGAGCAAACGUGGCACUAUCUACAUAGGAAAGAGAAGAGGCCGCAAACCUAAAGCCCAAAGAGAAAAUUCUGGCCAAGACUCUGAGCAAAUUCUGUUUCAAAAGUCUCAGAAAGUGACUGAAUCUACAAGUCAGAUGAAUUCUUGGUUCACCCCUGGGGGACACAACAAUACAUUUGAAACCCAACCUGCUCUGUCCAGCUCAUUUAAAUCUCCUGAGUCCCUUAGAAAACAGCCUUACACUGACAACUGUGAAUACGAUAAACAUUCUGCUCCAAAGGUAACCAGUUCCCAAAAAGUGAAAGCAAUGGCUGACAAAUCAAGACCACAUUCAUCAUUACGUUCAACACCACUUAAUCCAGCCACGACUCAGUUAGGCUCUGUAAGAAUGCAAGACUGCAGGACACCAAAUGCUUCCCGAUCAGUACUGAUGGAGAAGGAAAGACUCAACUACAAAUGUCAUAGAAAAGGUCAUAAUUUCUUCAGCCGUGAUAAGAUUAGGAGACAUAAACACAAAUGUAAGAGGAAGUAUCUUCAACUCAGGGCCAAAAGACAAGACCCGGCAUUUCUGGCAGAGAUCGAGAAAUUAGUAGUAAGGCUUAGUGCGAUUCGUAUUGUGCAUCACGUCGCUCAGGCAGAUGAGGCGAAAUCUGGAAGAAAGAGUUUGAAAGCAAAAAAUCACCCCCAUGUUCUUCAGUGUCUACCACAAAACCUUCACCAUCCAACCAUGUUUCACAUCAACUUCAGCGGUUACUACUCACCUCAAUCUGACUUUCCUCGUGAUUCUUUGCACUAUGUUGGCAUGUCAGAUUUAAAAAGGAACAACGGGUGCCCCUCGCAACCAGGCGAACAUAUUGUCACGCAUUGUCCGAUGGUUCACAAACUCGGAUUCCCGCUUACAGGAGGCAGUUGUUAUCACUCGCCUUGCAAGUUGCCACUCUCGGCCUCUUCCUUUGGUUUCGGGCUUUACAGAGGAUACCCUCCAUCUGCAACCAUAUAUCCUUCUUCGCCAUUUUUAGCCUCAUAUGUGCAUCCCUACUCCAAAAAUCCCAUUUUAAGUCCAUCAAAGUUCCAUAAAAGGAAGCACAAGUUUCUUAGACGUGACCCUCUUUGUGGAGGGAAGCCACAGGGAACUUACCCGAAUGUAACUUCUCAAUCCUCAAGCGAAUGGUUUGGUAGAAAUAGCUGGCAAAGGAUCAACAACAGAGACAAAAGGCAUGUGGACGAACAACUUAGAGGAAGAGCAAGAGAGGAAAUAGAUGGUCUGCUAGGACAAAGUAAGCUUAGAAAAGACCAUGUAAGCAAAAGUGCUUUGUCUUCUAAUUCCCUCUUCUCCUCCUCAAUUCCAACAAGAAAAGCAGAUAAACAUAAAGCUUCACAUCUUUCUUAUAUAGGACCAUCACACCUGAGGCCCACAUCAAAAGUUAGGUGGGCAGAGCCUCAGCGGCCCUGGAGGUGGAGAGGAAGUGUUCAAUCCGAGAGGAGUAAUAGCCUCUUAGACCAAGAAGCUGCAUCAGGGUACCAGGAGGAUGAAACUGUUGCUGGUCAAGAGAGUGAUGAAGACCUUCCUUCACCUUCUUGGUCAGAUAGAACAAUCUGCCAUAAGACUUUUCUGCAGAAUCCCAACAUUGCCAGCAGUGCAAAGAAUCGAAUGACAUUCCAGAGGAGUGCUGCUGAACUUCAGGGUGAUUCGAGGAACCUAAGGAGACCUGGAAGCUCAUGGAUGAGAGAAUCUUGUUCGACUGGAGGCAAAAGAGCAUCAGAGAGCUUCUGCCCCGGUGGACCAGUUUUCCAUGGGCACCAUCAAGGAAAAGACCUGAGACACAAUAUCAGUAGAACACUCAUCCAGACCAGUGAGAUCAGCCCUUUUCCUUCUUGUACUGCCACCAAAACCAGCCUGUCUCAUUCAAGCAGUACUCUCCUGAGCAGGAGCAAACAUGUUAAACGUGUUAACAAGCCGCUCACAAAUAAGAGCUUUCAAAGUCAGACUGGCACAGGAAGUGAGGCAAAGAGGAGGGGACGGGGCCGACCGAGAAAAAAUCCUGCACCAUGCUUUUCUCCAUCUCUGCCAACUGCACCGUUGCUUGAUGGGGUGUCAGAGUGUCCUUCAAAACGGAGGAAAGUUGAAACAGAUGAUAACACUGUUCUCAGUGGGUCCGACUUUGUGUCUCAAUGUGAGAAAAGGAAAGUUAGAAAGAAAAGAGACUGUGAAAAAUUGAGAGACGGAGGACAUGAUGAACAAGAGACAGAUUUGAGCCAAGAGCCCUCGAGUUCACAUUCUCGCCCAUCUUUACCCGCUCAUGACACAUCAGUAUCUGCAAAAAGCCGAUCAGAGAGUAGUUCAGCCACGUCACCUGGCAAGAAAUACGAGUGGGCGGGGCUUUACUCCGAUGUGUAUAAAACCAAGGACCCCAUGAGACCGUCCUCGCCAGAAAACACAGAGUGCGUUGACUAUGACCCUGAAAAACAUCAGUACGGCCUUCUUCCUGCACCUAUACACGUAGGAAAAUAUCUGAGGCUGAAGCGGAUUGACUUUCAGUUGCCCUAUGACAUAUAUUGGCUGAGAGCACAUAAUAAGCUUCCUAAAAUAUCAGAUUCCCCACAAAAGACUGCAACAUCCAAUGGGUCUGUUGGUGUAAUGUCUCUCACUCAGCCCGAGGACAGAUCUUAUAAACACCAUAUGGACAGUGUUCCUCACGACUGCAUUUCUGACAGCCUUAAUAAAAAUGACAGUCUAAGACUGCCUGCUGAGAAGGUUGCUGAAGAAACCAGUCAGACAGACCCGGAUGAAAAUUUUCCCAAUCAGUGUGACCCUCUUAAACAGCAGGAGAGAGGCAGUGAUGCUGAAAAUAUCUCCGCCCCACUGCUGAUAAUGCCCUUGUCCUGCGAGGAGAGGAGUUUCAUCUUGGAACAUUGCAUUUUUCUGUUGAGAAACUAUGAGAAAAUGAGAGUGAGACAGGCGGUGCUCAUGAGGGAGGGAGUGAGAGAGCGGGAGAAAGAAAACGAGGAGAGCGGAGGGAGCAAUCAAUGUCAGACGGGAGUUCUCGAAGACAACACCAGCACCAAGUCAGACGAGCGUCUGACUCACCCGAGUCUGUCUGAAGAGGAGAGGAAAAGUGUACAAAGCAAAAACCUCACGCAAACACUCCAGGGGAUCUAUGACGUCAUUGUCAGUACCAAGGGGUCAUCCGGACAAACCCUCGCCGCUCCUCUGCUGAACUUGUGUUCCCGAAAAAGAUCUGGCUCGGCUCCUGUUGAUCUCAGUACGUUGCAGCAGCAGCUCCUCUCAGGGCACUAUGAGAGCCUGGAUGCCUUUCAUUCAGACAUGCUCAAGGUGUUUCACUGUGCUGAGAAAUACUACGGAUGCGAGUCAUCAGUGGGCCGUAAUAUGAAGCAACUGAGGGAAGUGUACCAUAACACUCAUCAGGAGGCCUUAACUCAGAUCACCAAUGUCCUGUCAGAAGCAGAAAACCACAGACACAGCUUAUAUAGGGUGUGGCUGUGACAAAACACAGAGGCAUGAUGGGCCUUGCAGAAGGCAGAUGAUGCCCUCCGAUAUCAAAUGACCUGCUGUAUGUUGCACUCACAAAUGUACUGCACAGGUUGAGACAACACUCCUGGAAAUACCAUUUGUGAGCAGGACCCGACUGAUGCUUGACUACAUGAUUAGUUGAAAGCACUCAGCUUUUUUUCUCUCAGGAAAAAGUAAGAGACAUGAUUAAACAAAUCAAUACCGGGACCCCACAAUCCACACAUUUACUCAAACAACAUGCGAUUCCUUAUAGACUCAACGAAAAACAUCUUGAAUGCCAAGGCAUUAAGCUACUUUGGUUGGCAUGACUGUUUUAAAUGAUUCAACACUCUCAAAUCAAUAUACCUUUUACAAGAUGACGGACACUACUUUACUGGGUUUGCUGACUGAACAGUACUGAAUUCUGUCAACAUCAUUGUCAACUGCUUUUAUAUUGUUUUGUUUUGUAACUGUUACAUUAGCAAUAAUGCAUGAAAGGAUUAUAAUAAUAUAGCCUUUGUACUUGGAAAAAUGUAUGUUUAUAGUCAUUUUAGAUCAAUAAUGUAGUUUUAAAGGUUAUGUACUAAUACUUGUGCUUGUGAGGUUUUAUAAUACAUUGACUUUAAGCAUAAGUUUAGAGGUUUUAGAUUCAAAUAAAUGUUUUAUAAAGUUGUUUAUAAUGUAUAUUUUGUAGAAUUGUGUUUUACUUUUGGUUCAUGAAACUCUCUAAAAUAGUUUUUAAGAUCAAUUCAAAGCAUGUCUUGUUUUGAACAGGACAUUACUCUGCGUUUGUAGAACUUUAGAUUCUUUGUGCAUGACAUUAUUUAUAUGCUUAUAAUAGCUGUGUGUAAAACAUUUGCAACUAGUAUUUAUAUGGCCGCACUGAACUAAGAAAUAGUUUUUUGUUGAAAGCUUAUGGCGCAGAACUUAAAUCUGAGUAAUUGAAUUGUACCAGCAACAUCUGUUACCUAAUAAAAGACAAUAUAUGACAUAUUCUC